This is a messenger RNA of Priapulus caudatus, 2092 nucleotides long. RefSeq lists its product as uncharacterized. Lineage: Eukaryota; Metazoa; Priapulida; Priapulimorpha; Priapulimorphida; Priapulidae. The coding region runs from base 353 to 1030 and encodes 225 amino acids. The transcript is spliced from 2 exons. The record is from RefSeq and is a predicted model, not a curated record.
CACGCAAUAGAAACACACACACGUAUACGCACGUCGUCACGUGACAAAUCUACGUCACUAAGUACAAGUGUCAGGCCAGCCAAUGAGAAACGAGUACGAGUCUGGUCAGCAGACGCCUCUGCGGAGACGGUGUCGGGGUGGUUAUAUAUCGUCGCAAUCCCGUGCCAAGACGAGAUAACCACUAGAAGCAAAGUACAAGUUUAGCUGCGUUCAUAUACUUCACUGAAUCUCUAGAUGCGCUAGUUCUGCUUGACGAUACUACUUCUGCAGUCUCCCAUCGAACGUAGGACUGCGCCAUUGACGAGGGAUACACGGCGAUACAGGCGGUCCACUCCGAGCCAGCCGUUUGCGCAUGGCAGGAAUGUACGGACCGUGGACGAUGGUCGGCUCGCGUACGGCCGUCAUCGUCGCUCUACUGAGCGCAGCUGUCGUCGCUCAGCAGCCGAACCAGCGCGACUUCGAGGCGUUCCUCGACCGAGCCACACUCGCCGACGAGCUGACGCAACGCGACGAGCGAGGCUUCGGCAACAAGCGCAACCUGGUGGCCGUCGACGGCGAUGCGACGUUGCCCGAGUACGCCGCGGCGGCAGGGUACGCGGCUAAUGACGUCACAGCGGAGAAACGCGGCUUCGGCAACAAGCGCUCGCUGCCUCUAGACGCCGAAGACGUCAAUAAGCGCGGCUUUGGUAACAAGCGAGUGCUUGAGAGCGGGUGGUACGGCGACGACGACGACGACGACGGAGUGCUGGGCGUCGUUCCAGCGCUGACGCUCGCUACGCAACCACGGCUGCUGCACGAAUCGCAGCUAGAGUUUGUCGAUGACAGCGGCGCAAGCGAGCAGUUUGAGAAACGUGGUUUCGGCAACAAACGGGGUUUUGGCAACAAACGGGGUUUUGGCAAUAAACGGGGCUUUGGCAACAAACGGGGGUUUGGCAACAAAAGGGGCUUUGGCAACAAACGAGGAUUUGGCAACAAAAGGGGCUUUGGCAACAAACGGGGGUUUGGAAACAAACGGGGGUUUGGCAACUGAUAUUACAUAAGUUAUGUACUCAUCUCGUUAUAUACAGAGAUCAUGGUAGCGAGCUAUAUGCCCUGUUACGACAUACUUUCUAUCACUGUCAGAGCUCCGGGUUGAUAACCGGUAUCGUGUGUAUAUUGGGCGCAAUUUUUGUUGGGUAAAUCCGGCUUAUCCACGUUAAUAUUAUUGCUGCCACGGCUGCGUGUUGAUUCAUUUUUGUAAACGUAGAAGGUGCAUAAACGCGUGGGUCUUCACCCUCCUCAAUGGUUAGUUCUCUGUGUUCGAGGCGGUUCUAUUUUUUUUCUAAUUAAACCCAUCACAUUUCCAUUUGAUUUGUAUACGAAAAGCGACACCGUUACCAAGGAAACCGCUCAUGAAUAGAGAAUUAGUUAGAACAUCGCAAUGAAUAUCUUUGUAUACGACGCGUAUCUAUUGACAUCUAUAACGCAUCGGUUUGUACAAAUAUAGUUUGCGAGAGGAAAUGUGUCAAUCUAACGAUAAAACAUUCAAAUAAAAAUCACUUUUGUACGUAAACUAUUUCAUAAUAUAGUUAUAAAUUUGUGCACUCGUAACAUUUACAGUUUACGCAGGUUACACAGUUAUACUGUAAUAAAUGUAUCGGCUCAUUUCUCGUUGCAUAAUAGGGAGCACAAAACGAAUAACGCUCAGCAAAUAUACUCGGAAGGAGACUAUUUGGGAAUAAUGCACAAUUUCUAAUUGCUGAAAAUUGUAUUUAGAUUGAAAAUGUAGAUUUUCAAGGCGCGCCAUUCGACGGCGACUGAGACUAAAGUAUUUGAUAUUAGAGAGUAUAUUAUUGAUUAUAUUAUUGAUUAUAUUGGAGACUAAGAGAUAUUAAUCGCGCGAUCAUCAACGCAAUCAUCAAAAAUAAAGCGUGAUUAAAUCUACUAAUAGAGGCUUCAGUUACCAUAUUAACAACAAGGACACUUACUGGCCCGAUAAACGUUUUUUUCUUUUCGCUAAGGACUGACUUGCUGGCAAUAUCAUUGAGUGCCGUUUAUUUCGGUGAGCUACUGUGCCGUUUCACCUAAGAAUUCAUGGUAUUUUGGUUUUCAA